Xylona heveae TC161 is the source of this 1587-nucleotide messenger RNA. RefSeq names its product Scramblase-domain-containing protein. NCBI's taxonomy places the organism in Eukaryota, Fungi, Ascomycota, Xylonomycetes, Xylonales, Xylonaceae. Bases 1 to 1587 code for a protein of 528 amino acids. Gene Ontology annotation, cellular component: plasma membrane. The transcript is spliced from 4 exons. Gene Ontology annotation, molecular function: phospholipid scramblase activity. The record is from RefSeq and is a predicted model, not a curated record. Gene Ontology annotation, biological process: plasma membrane phospholipid scrambling.
AUGCUUCUACCACGUAUAAGGCAAUCUCUUCCCCGGGUUUCAAAGGCAUUUUAUGCCACUUCAGGCCCUACUGGGCCUCGGAAUACUAUUCGACGACAAGCGCCAAUAUCACGGCGCCCGAUUCAACCACGGCAUGAGGCACCAGGGCAUGCACCAGAAGAAGAACCCUCCAAAGUGGAGGGGGUCUCUGAAGCUCUUCGAUCGGCAAGCGCACAAGAGAACUCGCUUCUGUCUCCUGUUCAUAUACCAGAGGAUCCGAAUAGUGUCUUGAACGAACGCCACCCGGCUGUUGGGAUUUUGGCUAAUUCCGCCAUUGUAGUGCAGAGGCAGUUGGAAUUCAUGAACGUCAUGCUGGGAUUUGAGCAAGCAAACAAAUAUGUCAUCAUGGAUCCCCAGGGAAAUCAUAUUGGAUACAUGGCAGAGCAAGAACUAGGAAUGGGCAACAUGAUGGCCCGGCAGUGGUUUCGUACCCAUCGGAGCUUCACAACGCACAUUUUUGACAAACAUGAGAAGGAGGUUCUAAGGUUCCACCGUCCUUUCUCCUGGAUCAACUCCCGUAUUCGUGUUUAUGACCCUCUUGAACCUAAUACAACAUCAUAUUCGCCAGCCACGGCCGUACAAAGCUCAAGCCCGGGAUCAUUGAGCUCGGAGAUCAACCAAACCCAAGCUCAAAUUUCACCCUUGGCUCUUUCGGACAUGAGAAUCAUUGGCGAGGCACAUCAACAGUGGGCGCCUCUGCGGCGGAAAUAUAAUAUGUUUGUCUUUCGAAAAGAUGACGGAGCUCAACAACCUAAUGCUGCACAUCCAGCUGCAGGCGACCUCCCUCUCUCAAACCCUGUACAAUACCAAAGUACAGGGAAAGGUCCUAAUGUCGGGGAAUUUUCCCAGUUCGCCUACGUCGAUGAACCGUUUUUGUCCUGGGACUUCUCCUUAAAAUCUCAUGAUUCUCGUCUGAUUGGUUCCGUCAAUCGCAAUUUUGCCGGUUUUGCUCGUGAAUUCUUCACUGAUACCGGCGUCUAUGCCUUAAGAAUGGAUGCUGCCGGUCUGGCGGAUGAACCGCGCCAUCUCAUCUCGCAAACGGGUCAGAAUUCGGUAGUAGGAUAUGACCAUAAUGCUACCGGCAUGACGCUUGAUCAGCGAGCCAUCAUGCUUGCUACGGCUGUUAGUAUCGACUUUGACUAUUUUAGCCGUCACUCAGGCGCCGGCGGUAUGGGUUUCAUGCCCCUCUGGUUCCCGGGUGGGGGUGAGGCUGCAGCUGGCGGUGCAGCUGGAGCCGCUGGAGAAGUUGGUGCUGCGGAAGCUGGUGCAGGUGCCAUUGGCAAUGCCGGUAGAGGCGCCGCAGGUAUGGGCGAAGGUGCUAUUGCUGGUGCUGGAACUAUGGCUGGUUAUGAAGCAAUGAGGCGAGGCACGAGCAGUCAGAGCACGGACGAUGCUUCUCCGACGUCCGAUCAGGGGCAGCCGCCCCCGCAAGAGGGUGAAGAGGUCUGGGGAGAAUGGAAUCCUUGGCAAAACGGGCAAGAUGGAUCCUCUGGUGGCAGUGGCGGCGGGGGUGGAGACGGAGAAUCCGACUGGAGUGACUGGUUUUAA